AUGACUGAAGAAAGCCACUUGGUUUCUACGAACACGCUUGUUGCCGCGCUUUCUCUUCCACAGCCAGAAAUCCCGAAGUUUUCAGGCGAUCUGAUCAGUUACAGGACCUUCAUGACGGCAUUUGACACUCGUAUAGCAUCGCGCACAGCUUCUCCCUCUGACAGACUUUAUUACCUAGAUCAGCAUCUCGUUGGUGAACCCAAAGACAUCGUCAGUGGUUGUUUCCUGUUUGAUCCAGAGACCGGAUACCAAGAAGCUCGCCGCUUACUUGAUAAAGAAUAUGGGGAUCCAUACAAAACUGCUUUAGUUUAUAUCAAUAAAGUCAAUGCUUGGCCUGUUAUUAAACAAGAUGAUUGUAUAGGUCUGAAAAAGUUGUCUUUGUUCUUGACAAAGUGUUGUAAUGCAAUGAAAUGUUUGUCAUAUUUGAAUGUUUUAGAUCACCCUCCAAAUAUGCUCAAUGUUGUUCAGAAAUUACCAUUUUAUUUACAAAAUAAAUGGCGCGAACAGGUGUCUAGAGUACGACAGACAGAGCAUAUAAUUUUAAAGUUUCAGGAUCUUGUUACUUUCAUAGCAUCAGCGUCAGACGCAGCCAAUGAUCCAAUCUACGGAAAGGCAGCUAAGCAACAUGUCCCCGCCAACGCUACGAUUCAGCAGGGUAAGGGCCAGAUGAAAAUGACCAGCUUUGCCAUGACGUCACAAGGUUACGUAGGGUCAUCAUUAAACUGUCCGCUUUGUCAGCAACACCAUGACCUGGAUGACUGCCCAACGUUUACAAGUAAGUCCAUGGCUGAUAAAAGACAAUUCUUAAAAGAAAAACGUCUUUGCUUUGGCUGUUAUAGACCCGACCACAUUUCCAAGGGGUGUUUGGGAAAACGUGUAUGCCAGAAGUGCCAUAAGCGACACCCGACUUCACUCCACAUAGAGGGUUUCCAACUUCGAACUUCCCUUGGUAGCCAGACCAACAGCGAUGGUAAAAAGACACGAGAUUCCUCAACAACGCGUGUAAAUACCAAUGAUACUACAGUUAAGUCUAGCUGUGCAGCUACCGCUUCUCCAGACUCGACAGUUUUACAUGGGGUAUUACCGGUGAAGGUGAGUCAGAGAGGAAGCAGCAAAGUUAUUACCACUUACUGUUUUUAUGACAAUGGCAGCAGCGGGUGUUUUAUAACCAAUGAUUUGUUCCAAAACCUUGAAGCCAGUGGUAUACCGACGAGGCUCAAGCUGACCACUAUGCAAGGAACCGACUGCGUGGAUAGCACUUUGGUAGAAGGCUUGGUCAUUACAGAUUUGAACGGAAGCAACGCAAUUGACAUGCCCAAGACAUUUACCAGAAAUGUUAUUCCAAUCGACCAUCACCAAAUUGCAACGCCGGAAAUAGUCCAGAGAUGGGAUCAUUUACGACAUAUUGCCUCUGAGAUACCGGAGUUUCAGCAAGGAGUUGACAUCGGUAUUUUGAUCGGUAACAACUGCCCGUUAGCUUUAGAACCUCUGAACGUUGUGCCUACAGAUGGUAAUAAACCGUAUGCCAUGCGGCUACGACAUGGAUGGACAGUACAUGGGCCAGCAUAUUCCAGUGAUGUGGAUCACAUUUCAUGCAACCGAAUAAUGGUGGAAGAAACUUGUAAAGAAUUAUUCACACCUGCCACUGUGAUGCACAUGAUGGAACUCGACUUUAAUGAUCACAAGCCGUUAUAUCCCGACGAAAAGGGCAUGUCACAAGAGGACAGGAAAUUCAUACAACUGGUAGAGGAGGGAAUUUUCUUUGCAGACGGACACUAUACAGUACCAUUGCCAUUUAGGUCCAAAGCUGUGUCAAUUCCAAACAAUAGAUCACAAGCUGUACAGAGAGUGAUGUGGCAAAAGAAAAAGAUGUUAAAAAACUAUACCUUUCAAUCAGAUUACAUUGACUUUAUGUCCAAAAUCAUUGAUCGUGGAUAUGCAGAACGGAUUCCUAUCAAUGAUGUCACACCUGUAGAGGGAAGGGUAUGGUACCUUCCACACCACGGAAUCUACAAUCCGAAUAAACCAGGAAAAAUGCGGGUUGUUUUCGAUGCCAGCGCCAAGUACCAAGGGACUAGCUUAAACGAUCACCUCUUACAAGGACCAGAUUUAGCCAAUAACCUGUUUGGUGUUCUCAGUCGAUUUAGACAGCAUCAGAUAGCUUUUAUAGGUGAUAUAGAAGCCAUGUUUUUCCAGAUCCGAGUUCCUGUUGAGCAGAGAAAUUUUCUGAGAUUUCUUUGGUGGGAAAAUGGAGAUCUUAGUGGUGAGCUACAUGAGUACAGAAUGAACGUUCACCUUUUUGGGGCAAUUUCGUCACCAAGUGUAGCCAAUUUUGUUUUGAAGAAAGUUGGAAUACAUGCAGCAAACGCGGAGGUAAGGAACACUGUGCUUAGAAACUUUUACGUUGAUGAUUGCCUGAAAUCAGUUGUGAAUCAUGUGGAUGCAUGUCAUCUUGUAGAGAAUCUCUGUCAUACCUGUGCUGAGGGAGGGUUUCAUCUGACAAAAUUUUCCAGUAACAGCAUAGAAGUGAUGUGUUCCAUUCCACAGAUUGAACAUUCCAAAGAAAUGUCUGCUGUCAAUUUAAGCUGUGAUGACUUGCCCGUCAUUAAAACGUUAGGAGUGCGGUGGGACAUUAGAGCAGACCAAUUUGGAUUUUCGAUCAUGAUGAGAGAGAAGCCGCCCACCAGAAGGGGAAUCCUGUCGCUCAUCUCUUGUAUAUAUGACCCAUUAGGUUUUAUUGCACCAGUGGUUUUACCUGCGAAGAGAAUCCUCCAAGAUCUCUGUAGGGAAGGAAAAGUGGACUGGGACGAUGUUCUACCAGAGAAGUACCUAGAAAGAUGGCAACAAUGGUUAUCAUCUUUGCCGGACUUGGAGAAUCUCAAGAUCGACCGCUGCUUUAAGUCAACGCAUGCUUCUGAUGAGGUACAGCUGCACGUUUUUUCUGACGCUAGUUCAACCGGAUAUGGGUCAGUUGCAUACUUGCGGAGCAAGGAUCAGUCGGGAAAAGUCUCCGUAGCUUUUGUUGCAGGCAAAGCUAGACUGGCACCAAUCAAGGUCACGACAAUUCCUAGACUUGAGCUCACAGCAGCAGUGACGUCAGUGCGCAUAGCUAAAUUGAUUCAACGAGAACUUGAUCAGAGCCUGAAUGUUUAUUUUCAUACAGAUUCGGUUACGGUUCUUCGUUUCAUACGCAGUGAGACCAAGCGAUUUCCAAUUUAUGUUGCGAACAGGGUGCAAUUUAUACGAGAUUUUUCUGAAGUUGAGCAGUGGAGAUACGUCCCAUCCUCAAAAAAUACGGCGGAUGAAGCUUCACGAGGUAUUUCUGUUGAGCAACUGCUUUCAAGUUCAAGGUGGUUACAAGGUCCAGAAUUCUUACAAGGUGAUGAGGAUACCUGGCCACGGAAUGUCAUCGAUAGCAACGAUAAUCUACAAUUGCAGAAUGACAGAGCAAGUGAUGUGUUUCAGCAUUGUGGUUUCUAUACAGCUGUCACUGUAAGGGAAGACCCUGAGGAACCGUUUUCUCAAUUAGUUCAUCACUUUUCCAGUUGGUAUAAGCUGAGGAAGGCCGUUGCUGUUUAUACAAAGAUGUUACGGUAUCUUCAGUUGAAAUCCCAGUCAAGGUUAACGGCGUUUUCCUCAACAAUUGGUGUCAGAGACAUUGAAGAAGCAGAGCUCAAAAUCGUACGGUGGUUACACAAGGGAAUUUACAAUGCUGAAGUGACCCAGCUUUCUAUGGCAGAAUCGGGAUCAACACGGAGCCGGGUAAAGUUACUUCCACGAUCUAGAAGUCUCUAUAAGUUGGAUCCUUUCUUGGAGGAUGGUGUUUUGAGAGUAGGAGGGAGGCUAGCUCGUGCAAAUAUACCAGAGCAUACCAAGCAUCCGAUCAUUUUACCUCGCAAAUGCCAUGUGACAACACUAGUGAUUCGUGAGGCACACGCAACCCUCGGACAUGCAGGCCGUAAUCAUGUGCUCGCCAGUCUCCGCAACAAGUACUGGGUCAUAAAAGUGGUGCUCACAAAGAACUUCAGCAGGCAAUUGAAGACAUGA
Molecule: messenger RNA, 4047 nt
Organism: Lingula anatina
Lineage: Eukaryota; Metazoa; Brachiopoda; Lingulata; Lingulida; Lingulidae
Source: RefSeq, a predicted model, not a curated record